ACGACAUGAGAUUGUGCGUCAUCUUACUUUACUUCGCGACUUUUUGUACAAAUUUUUGGAAACAUUAAUAUAAAUAGUAAUCUAGUGCAAAUAUUUUAUCUUCAUGCAAUCGGUUUAGAAAGAAAGAAAGCUAAAAAACAUGGCAUCAGGAACAACUCAAAAAUACAGAAACUUUGUCGCGGAACCAAUGGGAGAUAAGCCAGUGACGGAUUUGGCGGGAAUUGGCGAUGUCUUAGGGGGCCGCUUGACGGAAGCAGGGUUUGAUAAGGCUUACACUGUGUUGGGGCAGUAUUUAGUUCUAAAAAAGGACGCGGAAUUGUUUAAAGAAUGGAUGAAGGACACAUGCAAUGCCAGCGCCAAACAGGCUAACGAUUGCUACAAUUGUCUUAAUGAUUGGUGCGAAGAAUUUUUGUAAUAAGGAAUGUAUUUUUGUUAUAAACUUUUCUACUUAUUCCAACAUAAUAGUUUUAAUACAUUCGAUACUAUCGGUUUAAUAUGAUUUUGUCUUGCGACGUUUCUCUAUAUAUGUUGAAAACAGAAAAUAUGUUAAUAAAACUGCAUUUUUAGAAACAA
Molecule: messenger RNA, 573 nt
Organism: Glossina fuscipes
Lineage: Eukaryota; Metazoa; Arthropoda; Insecta; Diptera; Glossinidae
Gene: baf
Product: barrier-to-autointegration factor
Exons: 2
Coding region: 140-415 (91 amino acids)
Molecular function (GO): DNA binding
Source: RefSeq, a predicted model, not a curated record